This is a messenger RNA of Eupeodes corollae, 718 nucleotides long. RefSeq names its product cuticle collagen 2C-like. The coding region runs from base 26 to 460 and encodes 144 amino acids. The record is from RefSeq and is a predicted model, not a curated record. Lineage: Eukaryota; Metazoa; Arthropoda; Insecta; Diptera; Syrphidae. The transcript has 2 exons.
UUCGAAACAUAAUUGAUUCAACAAGAUGAAGCUUAUUUUGCCAAUCGUUUUUUGUUUAUCCGUUGUCUUUGUCUCAGCUACCGAGAAGCCUCGUGCUUUUGGAAUUGGUGCUGCCAUUGGUGCCGGAUCACAGCCGUUUAUAAUAUCCGGUCAGCAACAGAUGGCUAUUGGGCCCCCAGGACCACCUGGUCCUGCUGGUCAACCUGGACCACGAGGUCCAGCAGGUUCACGAGGGGCACGUGGUGAAGAGGGUAGACCUGGACCACCUGGGCCAAUGGGACCACCUGGUGAACCAGGGCCAGAUGGAAGAGCUGGUUUCCCCGGACCACGAGGACCAACAGGAUCGUCUGGUUCAAGGGGUGUCCCCGGUCCAAUUGGACCACCUGGUCCUAUUGGACCCAUAGGACCACCUGGACCUAUAGGAGCACCAGGUGCAGCAGCAGCAGUUGCUGGCAAAUAGCUAUUGGAAACGCAGACUGAGCCCAUAAGUGAGUCUGCGGAUGACUAUGAUCAAUAUUCUGUUCUAAACGUCCAUAACAAUUACUAUAUAACAUGGGAAAAGCAAACUGAGGCAAGUCAACCUGCGUACGACUAUAAUAAUGAUUACUAUGUUGAUAAUAUCAACCCUUAUUAUUAUGGCAAAUAACUUAUUUAUGAAAGCUUAUUAUAAAUGCAUAUUUAUUUAAAUACAAAUAUUUAUAAAUUAAAAAUUUCUAAA